UUGGACGAGAAAAGAGAGGAGCAGAAAGCAGAGCAGAGUCUCCAAUGGCCACUCUUUCUUCUUCUCCAUCUGCUUCUGCUUCUGCUUCUGCUUCUUCUUCUUCUUCCUCAUCCUCUCUUCUCUUCUCCUCGAGGCUCCGUCCUUCCUACCAUAAGCUCCUCUCCCUCUCCUCUUCACCACCUUCCUCCCCCUCCCUCUCCAUUUCCUCCUCCUCCUCUUCCUUCUUCUCCCAUUUCCCCGUUGCUUCCCAACUCCGGAGCUCCCGCGCUCGCUCUGGUAAUAUUUCCUUCACGGUCAAUGCCGCUGCUGCAGGGAAGAAGAAGGUCCUGAUCGUCAACACCAACAGUGGGGCUCAUGCUGUGAUCGGGUUCUACUUUGCCAAGGAGCUUCUGGGCUCCGGGAACGAUGUCACCAUUUUCACCGUCGACGAAGAGACCUCCGACAAGAUGAAGAAGCCCCCCUUCAGCCGAUUCUCGGAAAUCGUGAGUGCGGGAGGCAAGACGGUGUGGGGAGACCCAGCAGACAUAGGGAACGUUGUCGGAGGAGAAGCCUUUGAUGUGGUUUUAGACAACAACGGCAAAGAUCUCGAUGCUGUGAAGCCGGUGGCAGAUUGGGCAAAGAGUUCGGGAGUGAAGCAGUUCUUGUUCAUCAGCAGCGCUGGGAUCUAUAAGCCGACUGACGAGCCACCUCAUGUUGAAGGGGAUGCUGUAAAGGCUGAUGCCGGUCACGUUGGAGUAGAGAAGUACAUGGCUGAGAUAUUUAGCAACUGGUCAGUGUUUCGACCACAGUACAUGAUCGGUUCCGGCAACAACAAGGACUGUGAGGAGUGGUUCUUUGAUCGAAUUGUUCGAAACAGGCCAGUUCCCAUCCCCGGGUCAGGGAUGCAACUUACGAACAUUGCUCAUGUUAGGGACCUCUCCUCUAUGCUCACCCUGGCAGUCGAGAACCCAGGGGCUGCAUCGAGCAACAUUUUUAACUGCGUGAGCGACCGAGCUGUGACUUUAGAUGGAAUGGCAAAGUUAUGCGCCCAAGCCGCAGGUCUCCCAGUCAACAUCGUCCAUUACGACCCGAAAGAGCUCGGGAUCGAUGCGAAGAAAGCAUUCCCUUUCCGUAACAUGCACUUCUACUCAGAGCCAAGAGCAGCAAAAGACAUUUUGGGGUGGAAAGGGACUACAAACCUCCCAGAAGAUCUCAAGGAGCGGUACGAAGAGUAUGUAAAGAUCGGGCGCGACAAGAAGCCCAUGAAGUUCGAGUUGGACGACAAGAUCCUCGAGUCUCUCAAGGUUCCGGUGCCCGCUUAAUCGAGCAAGACUCUCCCUUUCAAAAUCCAUGGGUUCUCUGAGAUAGUUUGACGUGAUCUUGCUUCAUGAUUUGUAGCCAUAUGAUGUGUACUAGUCGUGGCUCAGGGGAUAGUCCACCAAUCUAAUUACAAAAUAAAAAAAAUUUC
This is a messenger RNA of Punica granatum (pomegranate), 1447 nucleotides long. Lineage: Eukaryota; Viridiplantae; Streptophyta; Magnoliopsida; Myrtales; Lythraceae. The record is from RefSeq and is a predicted model, not a curated record.